CCAAAUUGUUUGAGUUGGUUUCUUUUCUUUCUUCCUAAUCAUUUCGACAUAUCCAAGUUUUGUUUCAUACCAAGUGUCACUAUGCCUCGUUUUGAUUAUACACAAGCUCUUGAAGAGUUAAAGACAUAUCGUAUGACCAAUGAACGUCAGUCUGAGAAGGUGGCUUCUCUCGGUGCACGAUUAUUACGUGAUAACUACACAACCAAACUUGGAGACGAAGUUUGGCCUCUUUAUGAACAAAUAUGUAUUGCUGCUUUGGAUGUAGAUGAUCAAAACUUGGCCAAUGUAUGUAUCGACCACUUGCAAAAACGAUUUGGAGAAUCAUCACUUCGAUUCCGACGGUUGCUUGGUAUGCGACAUGAGGCGGCAGGACGAUUGGAUGAAGCACAACAAGUCUACGAUAGUAUCUUACAAGAAGACGAAACUCACAUGCUUGCUUCUAAACGACAGAUCGCGUUAUUCAAAACCAGGAACAAGGAUCAAGAAGCUGUGGAAGCAUUGACGAAAUAUUUGGAUACUUAUUACGAUGAUUUUGAAGGAUGGCUUGAACUGUGUGAACUUUACCUGACUAAAUACAUGUAUGAACAAGCAGCCUUUUGUUGUGAGGAAAUGAUCCUAUUACAACCUACCAAUCAUAUUGUGUAUUUGAAGUAUGCUGAAAUCCUUUAUACGUUACAACAUUACUCUUUGGCAUUAAAACAUUAUUGCAAGGUUUUGGAAUUAUGUACUGAUCAUGUACGUGCUUUAUAUGGAUUACAUCUGUGUGCUUCCAAAUUACUCAAGGAUACUGAAGUACAACAUGCUGGCAAUCUUCAUGCUCUUGCUACCGAACGUUUAUUGGAUGUAUAUCAAAAACAACCUCAUGAACAACGCAAAAUAGUAGAAUCUUAUUUAUCUAAUAUAGAAUUGAAUCAAAAAUAAAAAAGUUAUUUUAUAUCUAUCUAUCAUCAAAU
This is a messenger RNA of Halteromyces radiatus, 953 nucleotides long. Its product is annotated as TPR repeat protein 35. Bases 82 to 921 code for a protein of 279 amino acids. The record is from RefSeq and is a predicted model, not a curated record. Gene Ontology annotation, molecular function: protein binding. Gene Ontology annotation, cellular component: EMC complex. The transcript has 5 exons. NCBI's taxonomy places the organism in Eukaryota, Fungi, Mucoromycota, Mucoromycetes, Mucorales, Cunninghamellaceae. Gene Ontology annotation, biological process: protein folding in endoplasmic reticulum.